Ectocarpus siliculosus is the source of this 1267-nucleotide messenger RNA. The record is from the annotation of a GenBank genome assembly. Lineage: Eukaryota; Phaeophyceae; Ectocarpales; Ectocarpaceae.
AGAGAGCACGACACACGCCGUUCCCUCUCUCGCUACCAAGUCUACCACCAGCGGAUAUUCUAGGACUCUAGUCGCUGCAACCAACUACACGAUGCCACCGAAGAAAGGAAAGGGGGAGGAUGCCCCCAAGAAGGUCAUGCUCGGGCGGCCGGGCAACAACGUCAAGGUGGGCAUCGUCGGCGUGCCGAACGUGGGCAAGUCGUCGUUCUUCAACAUCCUCGGCAAGAUGCACGUGCCUGCGGAGAACUUCCCGUUCUGCACCAUCGACCCCAACGUGGCCAUUGUGCCGGUGCCGGACCAGAGGUUCAAGUGGCUCAUCAAGAAGUACAAACCCGUCAGCGAGGUGCCCCCGAACAUGACCAUCACCGACAUCGCGGGGCUCGUGAAGGGCGCGGCGGAAGGCGCGGGGCUGGGAAACGCUUUCCUGUCUCACAUCAGGGCCGUUGACGCCAUCUUCAUGAUGCUGCGAGCGUUCGAGGACGCAGACAUUACCCACGUGGAGGGUGACGUCAACCCCGUCCGCGACAUCGAGAUCAUCAACGAGGAGCUUCUUCUCAAGGACAUUGAGCUGCUGACAAACGCGGUGGAGAAAGAGCGAAAGAACGUCGAGCGUGGGGUUGGGGGGCGCGAGCGCAAGCAGGAGUGGGAGUCCCAGGUGAAGGUGCUGGACUGGCUCAACGAGCACAGACUCCCGGUGAGGUUCGGCACCUGGACGGCGCACGACGUGGAGGUGCUCAACAAGUUCCAGCUCUUGACCGCGAAGGAGGUGGUGUACCUGGUGAACCUCUCGAAGCGGGACUACCUGCGGAAGGCCAACAAGUGGCUGCCGAAGAUCCAGGCGAAGGUGGAGGAGCUGGGGGGGGGGCAGAUGAUCCCCUUCAGCGUCGAGUUUGAGCAGGAGUGGAUGGACGAAGAACUCGCGGGCACGCUAGACGCCUACAAGGAGGCAAACCCCACGCACAAGACGGCCAUGAUGCGCAUCCUGAAGGCGGGCUACCACGCGCUUCACUUGAUCCACUACUUCACUUCGGGGGCGGACGAGGUUCGAGGUUGGACGAUCAAGGACGGCUGGCUGGCGCCGCAAGCCGCGGGGGUGAUCCACACGGAUUUCGAGAAGGGGUUCAUCUGCGCGGAGGUGAUGACCUUCGAGGACCUGAAGGAGUUGGGGGACGAGGAGGCGGUGAAGAAGGCGGGGAAGCUCCGGCAACAGGGCAAGAAGUACGUGGUCCAGGACGCGGACGUCAUUUUCUUCAAGUUCAACAACUAG